AUGAUCGCACGUCUCCAUCCAAAACUUUAUAAUUCACUAGAAAAAUUGCGAGACAGAGGAUUGUAAAGAAAAAGGAAACAGAUCUAGUUCUAUAAUUUGCUCAAAAGGGCCAAAUCCAAACACGCACUGAGAAAGAGUAUGGUUGAGCUUGAGCUAGGAGCCAAAAAGCUUUCGACCUUUCCCCUUCUCCCUCACCUUUUCCCUGCUUCCAACUGUAUUUUUAAACCUUGUGAUCUGUUUGCCUUUCUUUUCGCCUUUCGAGGAUCGCUUUUCCACUCGAAAGGAGGAUGUUUUCGGGCUUGAUCCACAGACCGGAAGCUUCGAUUCCACCUGAGGAGGCACACGGCCCUAGCCUGGUACUGACGGCGGACCCCAAGCCGCGUCUCCGAUGGACGGCGGACCUCCACGAGCGCUUCGUCGAUUCCGUCGCCCAGCUCGGCGGACCUGAAAAGGCAACACCAAAGGCUAUCAUGAGGACAAUGGGUGUUAAGGGACUUACUCUUUUUCACCUAAAGAGUCAUCUCCAGAAAUAUAGACUAGGAAAGCAAUCAGGCAAAGAGCUAACUGAGCAAUCAAAAGAUGUCUCCUACCUUUCAGAGAAUCCGAGCAGCAGUGCUUUGUCUCCGAGAGUGCCUACUCCUGACGUCAACGAGGGUCAAGAAGUCAAGGAGGCUUUAAGAGCACAAAUGGAAGUGCAAAGAAGACUGUUUGAGCAAGUGGAGGUUCAGAAACAUGUCCAGAUACGAAUGGACGCAUAUCAAAAGUACAUUGAUACCUUGCUAGUGAGGGCUUAUAAGAUAGCAUCAGAGCAAGUUGCUUCAAAAAGCUUCCCCGCGACUGAGCAUGAACUUCCAGACAUGCCAGUCAGAGCCAUUUGCGCCCCAUCUGACAUUUUGAGUCCUGCAGUUCUCCAUCAGUUAUCAAUGAAUUCAAUUAACAUGCCCAGCUCUAGCUGCAAGACUUUGCCGCACUCCACGAUGAAAGCCUGUUCUUUUAUCAGAAGCCAUCGGAGUUGAAAAACAAACCAUGCUGAAAUGGAGCCUGAGAUAAUUUUUGUCCUUCAUCGCCUUUUCUAUUCUUACUGAAAUGAGGAAGGCCACCAAGUUAUGUACUUGCAGUAUCAGCAAACAAAGUGUGUCGAUCCGUCUGAUAAAGCCCCUAUUAAACACUUAGAAAGUCACAUGGGGUUGAAAAUGUAUUAUUCAUCUGAGUUGAAUUUUAUGCAGGAUAGGAAUCCUAUGAGCACAAACAUUAAUCCUGUCAUAUGGUUUUUCACUGAGCGGCGGCAAGAUUACUAAUGCAGAGUUAACUGCAGGACCCACCACCGUCAACCACGUACCUAAGGAAAAUGUCUACAAAAUCUUCUUUUAUUUGGCAAUAAGGGAAGUUUUCCAAAAAUUGAGAUUGCUUUUCCUUAGCUACUUCUAUAAGGUUUUUAAAAAAAAUUUCUGAUUCAAUUUGUGAAGCGAAAAAACUUCUAGUGGGAUUUAGCGUGCAUAUGUCAUUUGGAAAUUUACUGAUUAUGUUUUACCUUCAACUCCAUAGAAUAUCUUAUUCAGAAAGAGCCAAUGUAUGAUUUGACUAUUAUACUUGAAUACAAUGCCUAUGAUGCUGCACCAAUUGUUUGGGUUGUUAUUCCAA
Molecule: messenger RNA, 1641 nt
Organism: Zingiber officinale
Lineage: Eukaryota; Viridiplantae; Streptophyta; Magnoliopsida; Zingiberales; Zingiberaceae
Product: protein PHR1-LIKE 2-like
Exons: 7
Coding region: 288-1016 (242 amino acids)
Molecular function (GO): DNA-binding transcription factor activity; DNA binding
Source: RefSeq, a predicted model, not a curated record